AUGAGUUCGGUUGAAGAAAAGGAGGAAGAUUCAUUCAUCAUGGACCGCACUGUCAAGUUUAACGUCGGUGGGAAGCUGUACGAGAUUUCCAAGUCCUUGUUGGAAAGAUUCCCUGAUACGGUCUUGACCGAGAGGGUUGAAAAGGCAUCCUCGUUGUCUACUCCCAUUUUCGUCGACCGGGAUCCUGAUCGAUUUGCCUUUUGUCCUGACUACAUGCGCGACAAUGGCCAAGCUAGGUCUUACGAUCUCAUUCAAGAAGAAGAACAAGGAAUUGUGACACUGGAAAAUAAUGUAGCUUUAUUUCGAAUCAAUGCACAGGAACUGCUGGUGUUUGGAAAUCUGCCGCAUGAGCCCGGAAAGAGCAAUGAAAGCAACAUUCAUAAAAUUCAGCAACUGAUAUGCGUAUUUCUUGUGUAG
Molecule: messenger RNA, 417 nt
Organism: Cylindrotheca closterium
Lineage: Eukaryota; Bacillariophyta; Bacillariophyceae; Bacillariales; Bacillariaceae
Source: the annotation of a GenBank genome assembly